This is a messenger RNA of Rotaria sp. Silwood1, 2379 nucleotides long. Lineage: Eukaryota; Metazoa; Rotifera; Eurotatoria; Philodinida; Philodinidae. The record is from the annotation of a GenBank genome assembly.
AUGUUUGGAAAUGUUGUUCCGUUGACAACAGUUAAUACUACACAAGUAUUACCUGGAACUAUUCUACAAACAGCUGGAAAUAUUUUACCAACAACUACAGUUGGAAAUAAUGAUUUAGUUAUUAUACAAGAUACAACAAAUCAAGCUGAAUUAAUAAAUCAAUUACAAAAUCAUAUUAAUGAAAAUCAACAAAUAUUAAUUAUUACAGAUGAUCAAGGACAAGAUCAAUAUAUUAUCAUUGAUAAAGAUCAAGAUAUUAAUGCACUUUUACAAGAUGGUUCAUUAUUUAAUCAUUAUACAGAACAACAACAAUUGGCUCAAAUAUCUACUGGUUUACAACAACAAAUUUUACAAAUAGCAUCAAUGCCAACAAUUCAAACAGCACAUACUUCAUCUGUUAUAUCAACACCUGUUAAUGCGAAUUCAUAUCAUAUUCAAAAUGUUGAAGAAUCAAUACAACGUGUUACAGCUCCACCACCAAAACGAAAACCAAUUGAAAUUCAUUAUGAUCCAAAAGAUAAUUCUUUUCAUAAUGUAUUUUUAAAAUUUCUUGCCGGAGAAAAACCACCAUCAUUAGAAACUAUAGCUAAUGAACCUAUUAUACGUAAACCAAAAGAUAAUAUUUAUAUUGGUUCUGUUAAUGCUGGUGUUAUACUUAAUUCAAUUGGACAACAAACUGGUACAAUGGGUUAUCAAACAUAUAUAGUUAAUGAUGAAUCACGUAUGGAAGAAAUAAUGGUUAUUGGACGACCUUUAUAUGAUGAUACAAAAGGUGUUAAAAUAAAUCCAUUAUUAAAAAAUAUUCCAACAAAUAAUCAAACAACUAAUUUUCUACCACAAUCAAUAACAUUAACACCUAAUUCACAACAACAACAACAACAAAAUGGUAACCAACAACAACAAUAUAUCAAUACAUUAACUGAUUUAUUUCGUAAUGCUCAAACUGUUCCAAAUAUUCUAAAUAAUUCUACAACAAUUACAUUACCUCAAGAUAUACUUAAUCAAUUAAGUGCUGGCACACUCACAAUUACACAAACUCCUAGUGGAAAUGAUACUAUUGAAUCAGCAACAGUAUCAGCAGCUGCCAUACUUAGUAAAUUAAAUGAAAUGGUACAAGGACAACAACAACAACAAACUAAUCAAAAUACAAUGAAUUAUAUGUCUAAUGAAUUACUUCCUACAAAUGAUUCAAAUAGAAUACAAAAUGAAAAAGAAACAACAGAUGCACUUUUACUUGCAGCAAUGUCUCAAUCAACUAAUUCGAAUAAACCACAUGAAAUUCAUCAACCAUCAUUGACAACAAUACAAUCGAAUAAUACGAAUUCAUCAUCAACAAAUACUACUCUUCAGCAACAAUCUCAAUCGACAACAUCUAUGGAUAAACAUCAACAAGAAACAUCAACAGCAAUGGAUCAAUCAAUUGCAACAACUACUGAAGGACAACAAUUUACAGAAGGAGAAAUGGGACCUGAAAUUCCAUUUGAAAUUGGUCAAUUUUUAUUAUAUAAAGGACAUUUUCUUAAUUUACUUCAUUUUCCAAUAUGGAAAGUACAUACAAAAACACUUCUACUUAAAUAUGAUACUGUACUUGCUGAUUCUGAAAUAGCAUGGGAAGCAACAGAUGAAGGAAUGUUUUAUACGAAUGUUUAUGAAGAUUAUAUUCCACUUAAAUGUGAACUUAAAGGUUUACAUAAUAAUCAAGAAGUUGUUCGUAUUAUCAAUGAAUCACAUCCAAUUAAACUUAAAAUUCAUGGUCAUAUGAGUUCAGUACGUAUUCAACAUGAUGUUUAUGCUCAAGUACUUGUUAAUCAUGUUUAUGAUGCUGAUGUAUUACCAAGAAUCAAAGCUAAUACAGAUGAAUAUGCAACAUAUAUUCGAUUGAUUGAUGAAAUUCUUGAACAACGUUAUAAUUAUGUUAUUCAAUCAAGACGUACAAUAGAAACAUUUCCUUGUGCAAUUGCUAAAUAUCCUUUACUCGAUAUUAUAGCUCAACCUCAACGACAAUUACAUUGUCAAGUUACAGAAGAUAAAUCACAAUCAGUUUCACAUACAUUACGUUUUCAUGGAAAUCAAUAUGAUGUUGAUACAUUAAAAGCAAGUGAAACACCAUUACAAAUAUUAGAAAUAUUUGUUUGUGAAAAUAUUGCUAUUUUAGCUCAAACAGCUCAUCAACUUAAACAUCAUGUUUAUCAUAUGUUUUGUCAUGCACAACAAAAAGUUGCUGAAUUACAAGCAUUAAAUCCAACAGCUGAUGCAACAGAAUUAAUUAGUGCAAUAUGUGGUGAUACAACGUGGUUACAAGAAUUAUUCGAACGAUUUGAUUUGAUAAUGCAACAAGCUGAUACAUAUAUUUUUUCGAAUGUUGAUAUAGCUUGGUAG